Molecule: messenger RNA, 2665 nt
Organism: Bombina bombina (fire-bellied toad)
Lineage: Eukaryota; Metazoa; Chordata; Amphibia; Anura; Bombinatoridae
Gene: SLC7A6OS
Product: solute carrier family 7 member 6 opposite strand
Exons: 5
Coding region: 1-1077 (358 amino acids)
Biological process (GO): developmental process
Source: RefSeq, a predicted model, not a curated record
AUGUUCCCACAAUCCUCUACACCGGAAACAUGUGUGAUUAGCUGCCUGACAUAUACACGGUGCCACUGCCUACAUGUAGUCGCUGAGAGUGACGUUAAUUUGUUUCAGCAGCUUGUUUCUAUGGCGUCGGCUGUACUGCGUGUGAAACGGAAGUGCGAUGCUGACCCUGCAGAGGCGCUUAUCCUAAGCUGUAAGAGGCUUCGGACAGAGGAUAAAGUAGCAGAAGCCGGGGAUACUGCUCCGAUUAUCCAACAAGUGUUCAGACUCGCGGCCACAGUCAGCUCCCAGAAUGAGCCCCUCCAAAAAUAUGUCAAAGAAGCUCUUUCUCGUGAUAGAUCAUCCCAGAUUCUACGAUCCUCAUCUGGCAGUACAAGGAGAAUCCAAGAGGGUCUGCGAGCCUGUAAAGCAACUGAGCGCCAAGAUAGCCGCUACCGCCUAAUUACAAGUCUCCGGCCAAACUGUGAGGAAGGAGAUGGCAUUGUGCCAGAUUCCAGCAAAGCCAAAAUCUCUGUUCCAGACCAGUCACAAUCUGGGUCAGAAGAGGUAGCACCAGGAAAGUCUUUGACCCACAUAAGUGAUAGUUUCCAACUUUUUGAUAUAGUGCACGAGGAGCCACAAAAGGAACCCACAGAUUCAAAGGACUGUGAACCAGAAACCAUUCUGUGUAACAAUAUGAGGAUGAUCCGAGAGCGAUUAACUGUUUCGGAAGCAGGCCCAGGGACUGAACACUGUAAAAGCUCAGAGGAUUUUGUGUAUGACAUUUAUUACUCUGAGGCUUCCUCCAAUGGUUGGAUCCAGGACAUCCUCUCAGUUCAGCCUUACUCUGUGCAGCAGGAGCUGGUAGCUGAUGACCUUGAGCCAGAAGAGAUGUAUGAAGAUGAAGAUGAUGAGAAUGAAGAAAGCAACUGGAGGAACGAUUAUCCUGAUGAAGAGGACAGUGACAAAGAAGAGAGAUACAUGGGUUAUUAUGAGGACAGUGACGAGGAAGAUGUUCGAGGACAAGCAUGGAACACUUUCAGACAAAAGUCUUUACGGGAGUUACACCAUGAUGAGGAGGAAGAUUUUGGUUCUGAUUAAUUCAGUUCAUUUGAAUGUGGAUCUACCUGUCUUAUAGAGGGUAUCUCUCUAAGGAAAUAUGUACAGAACAGUGUUCUCUAGAAACUCUAUUUUUGCCCAGAAACUAUAACCAGUUUUCCCUUCAGCUAGCACUUUUUGGAGAACUGUUAAAUGUCAUAAAUGUCUUUCUACUUGUAAGUUUUCGAACCUUGCACAUGUGAGUUUCACUUCAAUGUCCCUUUAAUGAUUCAGAAAGUGUAAAGCCUUUAAAAAAAAGGUUCAAAAUUAACCCUUUAUCUGGGUAUCCUAUGUUGAAACUUAGCGCCUUUCCAUGAGAACUUAGGUUCACAAGCACAUGCAUGCCUUGAUCACUAUAUGGCAACUGUGUAACUGUGUUCAAUUCAUGCACUCUCUCCUGAGUCUACCGUAGGAUGCUCUUUAACAAAGUAUACCAAGGGAAUUAAAAGUUGUUUUUUGUUUGUUUUUUUGGACAGUCUAUUUGAAUCAUCAUGUUUGCUUCUUUAUUUCUUUAAGAUGGAAACAAAAUGCAUAAUAAUAUAGAUUUCUGUUUCUUUUUAUACUUUGCAAUAGCAAGAUGAGUGUAAGUACCUUUAACUGCAGUUUUUAACUACUAUGUUCAAAUGAGCCUGAUACCAAUUAUAUCUGUAAAAAAAAACACAAUGAUUUAUGUAUGUGACAUUGAUUUAACUCCUAUCUCUCCAUAAACUAGCAGUCAUGCACAUGUAUGUAAUAAAAAAUAUAUAGUUUCCAUCAUUUGAUCCUGAAUUCCUGUUAGUGAUAUUGUCAGGAAAUGUAAUCCCAAUGACACCAUUUUGUUUCAUGGAAAGACCAUAUUUAGGUACCACUUGAUCAUAAGAUCAGACGCCAGAUUAUCAGGAAUUGUAUUCUGUUUGUACCAACUUGGACUUAUUUGUGGUAGUUGGCACGGCACAUGUGCAGAUGUCAAAUGCACAAGGAUAACAGUAGGUUGAUAAGCCAGAGUUGUUUAUACGAAUGUAAUUAUUUUUAAUUGUAUUAAUCUGCGCCGUGAGCCACUUAGUUACUUGCCAACUGUGUAUCUGCACACACUAGCUUAACUGUGCAUGGCUGUACAUAGCUUAAUCUAUUAUUUAAAAGGGACAGUAAACAUCUUGUAAUUGCAAGGUAUUUCAGCCUUGCUAUAAAAACACAAAUCAGCCCAGUCUAAACAUUUUUGUAACUAACAUUGGUUGCUGCAAUUGUUUUUUCAGUAACUAAGAUCCAACCACCACUCGGCUUUUUGCAGGAGCUAAUCCAGGCUUGAGUCUGCAGCUGAGAAGGCUAGCCACGUUCAUUAUGUUAGUAUAAACUACAAUGUUUUGCAGCUGUUGUCUGUCGAAGCAAAUUAAGGAAUAUGUAGCAGGCUUAGCCUUGAGAAAUCUCCAGUGUGCAUUUCCAGUUUUGAGAAUUAAACAAUUCACAGUUCUCAGAGCUUAAUUACAUGAAAAUGGGGCAAAAUAAAUAAUGAAAGUAUAGUGCAAAGUUGUUUUACCUACCCGUAAGUAAACAUUUUAUAUUCAAAUGUUAAGGUGUUUACUGUUACAUUCAAAUAAAAAUUUUAUGUUUUGAA